Peronospora belbahrii is the source of this 402-nucleotide messenger RNA. The record is from the annotation of a GenBank genome assembly. NCBI's taxonomy places the organism in Eukaryota, Oomycota, Peronosporomycetes, Peronosporales, Peronosporaceae.
AUGAUGGAACUCCAGCCCGAUGACAACGAGGGUCUGCGUAUCAUUGACUUGACCGGGACGCUACUGGACCAGAGCUACGUAGUACAAAUGUGGAUAUUGAGAAACUGCGUCUUCGUAUGGAUAGGAUCAGCAGCUGAUAAGCCACGCCUUGGAUCCUUAUCAACAGCGAUUGCUACUCGCUUCAGCCCUAUGCCACUCAUCACUUCCAUCGUAGGACUGCCGGAGAUGGAGGAGCAGCAGAUUGCGCAACGACUGGCGCGAUGUACUGGACGACAAUGCUUUGUAUCAUGCCAGCUUCCCGAUCACGUGCCAGAACUCUUUGCUUACGUCGAGAAGCAGAUCACUAAGCGGCUGACGGAGGAGGGGGUCGUAAAGAACAAGGGAACGAGCUACGGGACGUGA